AUGCAAAUUGCUGCGACGGACUCGCUAUUUGACACCCGAAAGAAACAGAUCACUGGGUUAUGCUACGCCGCCAUCGGCUGCUUCGCCGUGGACUAUGUUUCUCUGUUCCUGGGGAUAUCCAUGUUUUUUCCAGUAGUCAUGGGCCUAAACAUACUUGCACACUUCGUGGGCACGAUUCUGGUCGUCCUCUUCUACACAGACAACUGGAACUACGAUUCAUUCGCGGCAUUCUUCGCAAUCUUCAAUGUCCUUCCAAUGAUACUAGAGUUGUUCAUACUGGUGUUUGUGACAAGGUUCUCCUUUUUGAAAUACUAA
This is a messenger RNA of Volvox carteri f. nagariensis, 315 nucleotides long. RefSeq lists its product as uncharacterized. The transcript has 3 exons. Gene Ontology annotation, biological process: protein localization to ciliary transition zone; non-motile cilium assembly. NCBI's taxonomy places the organism in Eukaryota, Viridiplantae, Chlorophyta, Chlorophyceae, Chlamydomonadales, Volvocaceae. The record is from RefSeq and is a predicted model, not a curated record. Gene Ontology annotation, cellular component: MKS complex. Bases 1 to 315 code for a protein of 104 amino acids.